UGUGUGAGGGUGUUGGAUCCCCUGGAACUGGAGUUAGACAGUUGUGAGCUGCCACGUGGGUGCUGGAAAUUGAACCAGGGUGCCCUGGAAGGGCAGCCAGUGCUCUGAACUGCUGAGCCAUCUCUCCAACCCCAGUUCUUUGUAUUUUUAUGUAAGCUGCUGCUUCCAGUCAGCAUGCCCUCCCAUCCUCACCAAGAACAAUCUUGUACAUCCUCUAAGAUAGUCUCAAAUGCUACUGAGAGUCCUGCUUAACCAUUUAUUGAAUACUCAUUACUUAAGUACUCAAUGCCUAUUUUAUUAGGUAAGUUAAGCACCUUACAUUUAUUAUCUGGCUAUGUAUCGAUAUGGUUUCUAUUACAGUUGUCUUAUUUUCUCUAUAAUAAUGCAGAUUCCUUGAGAGCACAUUGCAUCUUUGAAUCCAUAGCUAAGCUGUACACUUAGUUGAUGGAAAUGCUUGAGUAACUGAAUGAUUACAGUGCUUUGAACUAGUUCCUGUGGAAAACUACAAACGAAGCAUAACUAGUUCCAUUCUAAUUGGAGAACACAUGCACACACCUAAUAUUGCAAGAAUAUUAAGUAUUGAGAUAAUAAAUGGAAUACUGACCAUAUGUGUAGCACAAAGUCAACCUGGAAGAAUCAAAUUCAUAGAGUAAAAGGAGUAUUUCGAUUUUCAUUGUCAGGGAGACCUGAUUUGGGGUUGUUUCCCUACUUCACAUCCUCAAAAAGAGAGUGACUUUUUCUUUUCACAGUACAUCUGUAAAGUGGGCAUAUUACAGCUUCCUUUAUGGAACUGUUGGAAGGAUUCAGUGAGAUAAUAACCAAAGUGCCUAUCAUGAACAAUGCAAAUGUUUAAAGCAAGCUAGAAUUUUAAAGAAGUUACAUACGUGGGCUUGUUUUAGAGGCCUCAGUAGGUCGGUUCAGGAGGUGUGAGUGUUGGGGGUCUGGGAACUGACCAGCUAGGCUUAGAUCAUGGAGGCAUCCAGAACCCCCAAACUUCUGGUGUUACUAACAAACAACACUACCUGAGGACACACUAACACCCUGCACACAAAACCUAAAACCCUCUCUCACCAUUGUUUAGCUGCAGAAGCAAAUGAAAGGAAAUUUGGGAGGGAGAGCGGGGAGGGGAGUUUCGUUUUCCAACUACUGGGGAGACAUUCUGCACUUUCCAUCACCUGAAAGCUCCAGGACACUGACGUUUUUCUUUGGUUAGAUUCUACCCUGCAAUUUCCACAAUCUCAGCCAGUUUCAGGAAGGUGAUAGCUGGUUUGUCACAGUGGAUUACUGGUGAGAGUGUUAGCUCUUAAUGGACAGUGAUGAAAAGUAGUGAACUAAAAUCGCAGCACAGAAUUUGCUGUCUUAAGUUUUUCAAACCAUUUGGUACAUUAAUCCCACAGCCCCUCAAAGCCCAUUCUUUGUAUAGUCAGCUGAUGUAGCUGGGUGGUGGUGGGUCCUAUGUAGUUAUUAAAAAGUUAAACAUUUAAAUGGUGAUAUUUGCAGAUUGGACACUUAAAGAGUUGAGGCUCCCUUUUAGCGCCAAAACUUGAAACUACAGCUUUUAGUUUAGUUGGGACUCUUCCGCUACCUUACUCCCUUAAAACUACAUCUCCCAGCAUGCUCUGAAGCUGGUCUGACCUCAUUUCAAAUGGCCCCGUAGGGCAACAAGGCUGGUUAGUUUUGACCGUGCUGCUUGUGCCAUGAAAAAAUCGAUCCCAACUGGCAGCCAUUUGGGCUUUUAUAUCUGUCAAGCCCCUUUUUUGAACUGUGGUCAUUAAAUGAAGGGAUCUGGUCUGGGAGGGCCCAUCCAUCCCCGCAACUGGACGAGGGACCAAGCAAACUGUCUCCGGCAAUCUAAAUAAGAGGGAAUGUUGACCAGGGAACACCGCUGGGGCCGAUCUGAGGAGCAGGAACCGGAGCCCAGGCUGAGUCCGAAAACUGUCGGAUCCAGACUUUGGCUCGGGGACGGUUGGAAGUGGGAGAUGGAGAUGCCAGAGGAACCGGCCAAUAGUAAUAGUGGGCAUUCGCUACCCCCAGUUUAUAUUUAUAGUCCCGAGUAUGUCAGCAUUUGCGACUCCCUCGCCAAGGUCCCCAAACGGGCCAGUAUGGUUCACUCUCUGAUCGAAGCAUAUGCCCUGCAUAAACAAAUGAGGAUAGUGAAGCCCGAAGUGGCCUCCAUGGAGGAGAUGGCCAGCUUCCACACUGAUGCCUAUCUGCAGCAUCUCCAGAAGGUCAGCCAAGACGGUGAUGAGGAUCACCCAGACUCCACAGAAUAUGGACUAGGUUACGACUGCCCAGCCACACAAGGGAUAUUUGACUAUGCAGCAGCUAUAGGAGGCGCUACAAUCACAGCUGCCCAGUGCCUGAUUGACGGGAAGUGUAAAAUAGCGAUUAACUGGUCUGGAGGGUGGCAUCACGCAAAGAAAGAUGAAGCAUCUGGUUUUUGUUAUCUCAAUGAUGCUGUCCUGGGAAUAUUAAGAUUGCGACGGAAAUUUGAACGUAUCCUCUAUGUGGAUUUGGAUCUGCACCAUGGAGAUGGUGUAGAAGACGCCUUCAGUUUUACAUCCAAAGUUAUGACUGUGUCCCUGCACAAAUUCUCCCCAGGAUUUUUCCCAGGAACAGGUGACAUGUCUGAUGUUGGCCUGGGGAAAGGCCGCUACUACAGUGUCAAUGUGCCCAUUCAAGAUGGCAUACAGGAUGAGAAGUACUACCACAUCUGUGAAAGUGUGCUGAAGGAAGUGUACCAGGCCUUCAAUCCUAAAGCAGUGGUUUUACAGCUGGGAGCAGAUACCAUUGCUGGGGACCCAAUGUGUUCCUUUAACAUGACGCCAGUGGGGAUCGGCAAGUGUCUGAAGUAUGUCCUUCAGUGGCAAUUGGCAACUCUGAUUUUAGGAGGAGGAGGCUAUAACCUUGCCAACACGGCUCGUUGCUGGACAUACUUGACCGGGGUCAUCCUAGGGAAAACACUAUCCUCUGAGAUCCCAGAUCAUGAGUUUUUCACAGCAUAUGGUCCUGAUUAUGUGCUGGAAAUCACGCCAAGCUGCCGGCCAGACCGCAAUGAGCCCCAGCGAAUCCAGCAAAUCCUCAACUACAUCAAAGGGAAUCUGAAGCAUGUGGUCUAGUUGACAAAAAGAGAUCAGGUUUCCAGAGCUGGGAAGCAGUGCCUAUAAUGAAGACAGUGUGUUGAUGCAAGCAGUUUGUGGAAUUUGUGACUGCAGGGGAAAUUUGGAAGAAAUUACUUCCUGAAAAUUUCCAAGGGGCACCAAGUGGCAGCUGGCCUCCUGGGGUGAGGAGGCAGACACCCCAGAGCCAGGCCUAGGGGGAAGAGGAAGAUAUCCAACAUUUAAAGUGUUUAUUUUAAAGCAUACACACAAAUGCAGUUUUUAAUCUUUCAAAAUUAUUUUUAAGCAAGUUGGGGAGGGGAGUAUUUUUAUCUUCUUAAAGGGGACAAGUUAGAAGUUGCAAGAAAGUGGGAUUGGGUGGUGGGCAGCAGACAGGCAAGUUUGGACCCCAGGGCCAUCUAGGUAGAGUUCGGUGGGGGAGGGCUAUCAGCAGACUGGGAGGGGAAGAGGAGUCUACCACUUUUGUUUUAGUAUUAUGCACUCAAGUUGUUUCUAAUAAAAUCUUCAAAAACCCA
Messenger RNA from Peromyscus californicus insignis, 3634 nucleotides. RefSeq names its product histone deacetylase 8 (gene Hdac8). NCBI's taxonomy places the organism in Eukaryota, Metazoa, Chordata, Mammalia, Rodentia, Cricetidae. The coding region runs from base 1866 to 3119 and encodes 417 amino acids. The transcript is spliced from 11 exons. Gene Ontology annotation, molecular function: histone deacetylase activity. The record is from RefSeq and is a predicted model, not a curated record.